AGUGUGUCGUUGGUCGUGUCCGUCGUUUCUUGUAGGUGUAUCUUAUAGUCACCGUGGGUGUAUCUUGGUGUCUUCUACACAUAUAGACGAGUGCGGCCUCGCUUCAAGAAGCAGCACAUUCAAGGCCAUAUAUAGGGCACAUUGGCAGAGGCCGUAUAUACUGGUAAUCUGUAUCUGGGAUGGCGCACCCGACUGACUGGGACGUGGAGCAGUACCGCAACGAGCAUGAGCCGCCAGAGCACUGGCGCCUCUGCCGCGCCUUCAUCCUAGCGCACAAGUCCGACUACCCCGAAGCGCGGCUCGUCUGCCUUGCGCAGUGUUUCGCCAAUAUGGAGUUUCUCGGCUGUCGCUACCCGGACGAGACUAUGCAGCUGGUCCGAGAGCUAUCCGCCGGCAUCGCGGACGACUACCGCCGCGAGAAGCAGAAAAAGAUCCAGAGGACGUUCGUGCGCGCGUCUGACGCGGCUGAGGCAAAGGUGGCGCGGAAGCGAAUCUCUUAUGACACGGACGGGGGCCCUUCAGCUAAGUCAUACCGCCUGUGUGAUGACAAGCCAGUAGGUAAUUCUGCUGCUUUCAUCCUCGUCGAGUACGGUGAUGUCUCGGUGGACGCCAAUCCUGUGAACAGACUGAUGUGUUCGUCUGGGUUCUGUAAGGUGCCGGUGAAAUUCGAUAUGGUCGGGGAUGUGUGCGAGUGUCGCGUAGGCGGAGACCACGUCGGUACUGGCCGACGCCCCGAGGGUACUAGCAACAGUGCCAAGGGCAGCGGGGCCAAAACAGCCAAAACUUUGGCCGCGGCGGAGGCGCUUGCAACUCUGCAGGGACAGUGUUACACGAUCCGGCUCAAGACAAAAAUCCUGGCGGAGGAGGACGUUGCCCGGGGGGAGCUAGUGGCAGCGGAGGGCGAAGCGGCGCAAAAGGUGGCAGACGGAGUGGGCGGCAAACUGUUGGCCAUGAUGGGCUGGACAGGGGGCGGUCUCGGAAAACAGAAGCAGGGUAUCACUGAACCAGUCCGGUUGGAAGAAGUUGUUGGUCGCCAAGGACUUGGAUCGGAGAAGCGCACAGUUACCAGGGAGUUCAAGGAUAAAACGGAGCUGCGACUGCGUGCGUAUGCAUCCAAAUUUCAAGAACGCGACCUGUCUUUUAGCAAUGAGUUUAGCAACGAAGAGCGAAAAGAGAUCCACAGUAUAGCUCAUCGCUUCGGUCUGAAGAGCAAGAGCUAUGGCAAGGGCGAGGAGCGGUUUCUGGUAGUGUCCCACAAGUUCAACCCCUACCAUCUGCUACAAUACCUGCUGGCCACCGGCGGGCAGACCGACAAGUAUGAGCUCAUCCCGCCAAAGACUGAGCAGUCUUCAAGAGAGGAUUCUUCGACAGCCGAGAAGGAGAUGGCGGACCUGACUGACCGACCUUGCCCUGAGCGGCUGCCACCGGUGCAGGCGCCUCAGCGGCACGCCUCUCCGAUAACCGAGGAUCAGGGUGCUGAUACCUUGGAAGCGCAAACUCCACUGUACCAGAAGGCGACUGCCAGCCAUGGAGCAUCAGCAACAUCGUCGACUCAGCUUAACAAGCCAGCGCACGAUUCUUUCAUAGUGGUGGAAUGUAACAAGCCAUGUUUCGACGACGAUCCUAUCAACAGGCUGUUAUGCUCUUCUGGCUUUAGCAGAGUUCCGGUCAAGUAUCGAAUGGUUGGCGACAUCUGCGAGUGUCGUGUCGGUGGCAGUCUUCUCGGCAUCGGCAAACGCGCCGACUGCUCCGCCGGAAGCAAAAGUGCUGUCAAUAUGGCUGCGAAACAGAUAGCGGCAACAGAGGCACUGUCUGUGCUACAGAAAAGCUGCUACACGAUCCGGUUCAAAACUGGAGUUCUGAGUGAUGAGGACUUCGAUCAACUGAAGCUGUCAUCAGUGAAGUGCUUUAAUGAGCAAAUAGUCGAUGAUAUAGGCUGCAGGCUUCUGAAGAUUGUGGGCUGGACGAAAGGCGGGCUUGCCAAAGAAAACAGGGCAGUCACUGACCCCAUUCAGCCAGAAGAGAUUGUUGUGGAAAAGGAAUCACGUUCAGAUGAGUGCUCCUUGACUGAGGAGUUGAAAGAGAACGUAGAACAGCUUUUGCGUAACUACGACCGGAAGUUCCAAGAGUCUGAUGUGUCCUUUAGCAAUGAAUUGAGCGCUGAACAACGCGAGCAGAUACACCAACUAGCGCAAAGUCUUGGUCUCAAGAGCAAAAGUCACGGCAAAGGUGACGAUCGGUUUGUUGUGGUGUCGCAGCAGUUCAAGGUGCAGUAUCUGCUACAGUACCUCAUGGCUCGCGGUCUAGAGACUGAUGUUUAUGAGCUCAUCCCGCCUAAGGUCGAGAUGGUGCAACAAGAAAUGUCUUCAGCAACUGACCAUGGUGGCCUCGAAGAUUCCAAGGCAAAGCCGCGCAGUUUGGGCGAGAGCAGGCCGACGGGCAAGCCAGUAUCUUUUAUUUUGGUAGAGAGUGGCGAGGCUUGCUUCGAUAGCAAUCCGGUCAACCGGCUGCUUUGUUCUUCUGGGUUCUGCAAAGUAGACGUAGAAUUCAGAAUGAUAGGCAGCACUUACGAGUGUCGGGUCGGUGGGGAACUGCUCGGCUCGGCGAAAUGUGUUGACGGCUCCACCAAGAAGAAAAGCGCUGUUGCCAGGGCUGCCAAAAAGGUGGCGGCGACUGAGGCGCUAGCGGUGCUUAAGAGUCGCUGCCACACGAUCCGGUUCAAAGCUGGAGCUCUCGACGACGGCGAUGUGCGUCGACUAAUGCUAAGAAUGGACAUGUGCGGAGAUGCGGUUGCGCCGCUUCGGGUUGGCACCAAACUGCUCAGGCUACUAGGAUGGACGAAAAAUGGACUUUUGAAACAGAAGCGGGCUUUCAAAAAGCCUAUUCAACUAGAAGAUGUCUGUCGGCAGACCGAUUGUUCCGACAACAGCAGCAUCACUGGAGAGUUCAGAGAAAACGUGGAGCACCUUCUUCGCGAGCACGCAUCCAAGUAUGAUGAGUGUGAUCUUGCCUUCAGUAGCGACUUCGUUGGCGACUUUCGUCAAGAAAUACACGCGCUAGCAGUGCAUUUCGGUAUGAAGAGCGAGAUUCUUCGGAGCAGUGAAGGGCAGCUGUUGCUGGUUUCGAAGACAUUGAGCGCCGACUAUCUGCUGCAGUACCUGCUUUCCAACGACGAACGGAAUGACCAGUUUGAGGUCUUGCCUCCAGGGGCGAUAGAACCUCAGCUUCACAGCUCAAUGGUGGUUGAGCAGCGUGACGUGAACACACUUGGUGCGACAGUCACAUUGGACUGCGACGGACGCUCGACAAACGGAGAAACGGAGUUGAGUGCUGUAAGCAAGAAUAAGUCGAUUGAUGACUUCGUCCUUGUCGACUACGAGGACGAACUACUAAAUCCUUUGGACAAGCUGAAGCGCUCAUCUCUCUUCUGCAAAGUCCCGGUAAAGUUCAGGAAGGUUGGUGAUGCUUGCAAGUGUUCAGUCGGUGGAAGUGUGGCGGGCACCGGGAAAACUGUCAACAAAGGAAAGGGUGGGAAAAGAGGAGGUCGCGACAAAGCUGCUGAGAAGGCGGCAGCUAGUGAAGCACUCGGGAUGCUGCAACGGCGCUGUCACACGGUCCGGUUCAGAGCAAAGACUGUACCGGAUGAAGAAGUGACUCGACACCAAUUGAUGGUGCAGGGCGCGGCAGCCGCUGCGUCAAAUGUAGCCGACGGCGUGGGCGGCAAGCUGUUGGCUAUGAUGGGCUGGACGGGGGGCGGUCUCGGCAAACACCAGCAGGGCAUUACCGAGCCCAUCCUACCAGCUGCGACGCUGGGUCGCCAAGGUCUUGGGUCAGCGAACGGGGUUUUCAAGGUGAAAACUAGACAAUACCUGCAGGCGUACGCGUCCCAGUUUCAGGAGCAUGGUCUGAAGUUUGGCGCAGAGUUUACCGCUGGCGAGUGUUCCGCAAUCCAGGCACAGGCGCAGCGCCUGUGUUUGAAGGUGAAGAGCUUUUCCAGAGACGGAAAACAAUAUGUACUGGUGUCGCAUAAGGUGGAGGCGCACCAGCUACUGCAAUACCUGAUGAGGAACGGCGGACAAACGGAUAAGUACGAGCUGCUGCCGCCCCACUGUAGUGUUUAGCGUCGCUACGCUAGCGAUUCGAGGUGACAAGGGGUCCACUUUGACUACAAGAGCCCAACUAGAGCCUGACGGCAUAUUGUCAGUCAGCGGUAUUGUCCUUGCAGCUGUAGAAGGUCUAGGCGAAAUCGUCAGGUUGUUCGUUAUAACAUAGGCAUCAAUCCUGUAAUGUUGUCUUUUUCUGGCACAACAUAUUGGCAUGCAGUUGACCCAUGUCAAGUGUGCCAGAACGAUCGAAGAUCUCGGCUGCUUCAGUUUUGUUCCAGUUGCCGUGCUGCUGAUGGUCAGUCGUUAUCUAUUUGAAAGUAUCAGAGUGUGAAUACACUUAUCUUUUGUAUAAA
This is a messenger RNA of Amphibalanus amphitrite, 4459 nucleotides long. RefSeq lists its product as uncharacterized. Bases 180 to 4121 code for a protein of 1313 amino acids. The transcript is spliced from 3 exons. Lineage: Eukaryota; Metazoa; Arthropoda; Thecostraca; Balanomorpha; Balanidae. Gene Ontology annotation, molecular function: nucleic acid binding. The record is from RefSeq and is a predicted model, not a curated record.